Molecule: messenger RNA, 897 nt
Organism: Pelobates fuscus (common spadefoot toad)
Lineage: Eukaryota; Metazoa; Chordata; Amphibia; Anura; Pelobatidae
Product: putative gastrointestinal growth factor xP4
Exons: 6
Coding region: 53-715 (220 amino acids)
Biological process (GO): maintenance of gastrointestinal epithelium
Source: RefSeq, a predicted model, not a curated record
CAUCACAUUUCCACCUUGAUUCCUGGAAAACUGAACACCAACGACAAACACCAUGUUCUGGAUUCUGGUGACAGUCCUCAUUCUAGGGACCGAAGGCUACUUGCCCAUCAAUUACAAAUGUGGCGUGCAGCCCAAAUCCAGAGAUGAGUGUGGAUUUUCGGGGAUUACCGCUGAUGAGUGUGAAAAGAGAGGCUGCUGCUUUGACGACAGCGUUUAUGACAGUAUCUGGUGUUUUACACCUUGGAGAUUUGAAUCAACAGAAUGUAACCCUGCCAAUCCCCCUGCCAGAGUGAAUUGUGGGUAUCCAGGAAUCUCUGCACACAACUGCACAGAUAAGGGAUGUUGCUUUGAUUCCAGCAUACCUGAUGUUGUGUGGUGUUAUCAGCCAGCUAUACAAGCAGUGGAACAUGACUGUUCUGCUGUACAUCCCCACGAUAGAGUGAACUGUGGACCUCCUGGAGUGACCCCAACAGAGUGUGAAGAGAAUGAGUGCUGCUUUGAUUCCACUGUCUCAGGUGUUCCAUGGUGUUUCAAACCCGAGAUCAAAACAGAAACAAUACACUGUGCAGUGGAAGCAAAAUCUAGAGUGAAUUGUGGUCAUUCAGGAAUUGACAUGGACCAAUGCUACAACAAAGGAUGCUGUUAUGACUCUUCCGAUCCAGACGCCGCAUGGUGUUUCUAUCCAGAUAUAACAGAUGUUGUCAUCAUCUCCUAAGAACAUUGCCAAGAAGUCAUCAUUUAUUUAAUCAUUUCAUAGCUGCUUGCCAUCCAUAGAACUUUAACCUUAUUUUGUAGCACAGUCUGAAUUCAACUGAUUACCAGGACAUUUAGGCAUGUUGUAUCUCUUGUAGACAGCUGUCACUAUGAAACAAAUUACAUCAAUAAUAAAACUGCAUC